AUGGGAGUGAAAAACUGCAAACUUUGUAUGUUGCGUGGACCAUUGGAACUUGACCAGCCUAACACGUCUUGGAAGAAAUUGCGAGAUCUACUUCUUCGACUAGAAUGUGGGAUGAGACGCACUUUUUUUACCGCAGUGGUGGAACAGUCUUGGCCACACCAGGCUUACUCGAACCACGGUAGAAGACAGAGACCGCAUGAUGAGAGAGGCUCAGAGAGGAAGAAAGAGGAAAGGGAGGCAAUAGAUGUAGAAGAUGAAGAUAACUAUAAUCAUUGUGAAGCAUACAAAACUACCUCAUGGUGUCAGCAGAGAAAUGACUAG
Messenger RNA from Cylicocyclus nassatus, 321 nucleotides. The record is from the annotation of a GenBank genome assembly. Lineage: Eukaryota; Metazoa; Nematoda; Chromadorea; Rhabditida; Strongylidae.